AUGGAGGAGGAGUGGGAGAAGAGAGAGAUGGUUGAUCAUUGGAGCCACGAGCAUCCACUUACUUUGGUGGAAACUCGUGGAAGGGAUGAAUGUUAUGGUUGUAGACGGCUGUUCACCAGUGGAGAGCAAGCUUAUGGAUGCAGCAUUACGGAAUGUGAGUAUUCGAAGCUAUUACACGAAGGAUGUGCAGCAACAGUGAGAGAGAUACGACAUCCAUUGCACCAUCAACACAUACUCCGCCAACGCCACAAAAAAAAACCACUGCUGUGUUCUAUCUGCGACGAGUAUAUUUGGAGCAUUGGUUACGAAUGCACAAGCUCGGGAUGUAGCUUCGAGGUGCACCUGUGGUGUGGGCAGGACAAGGGCGUGGUCGAUGCAAGUCAUGCAAGCCAUGAAUUGAAGUUGUUGAGGAGAAUAUGUUUGUUCAAGUGUGAUGCUUGCGGCAUCACAAGCAGGGGAAGGUCCUACACAUGCACCACAGGUGAUUGUCAAUAUUGGAUCCAUGAGAGAUGUGCUUCAUUGCCUCAAACUAUCAAAAGGGAAGACCAUCAUCACUCUCUUUCUCUCUCUUCAUACAUCCCACCUGAAUAUAUUAAAACAUUGAUACCACCCAUCAUCAUCCUUGCUGCUGCUGCUGCUAUUGAUGAGUUGAUGAAGGUGGAAUAUGAGUUCCUUCAUCACCAACAUAAACUCACUUUACUCUCAUCUGGUGAUCCAACCCAAGAAGAAGAAGAAGAAGAAGAAGAAGAUGAGGAGAAUUAUGGAGUGAGAUCAGAAUUGAUAUGUGAUGGCUGCAUCACUCCUAUAUCAUCAAAUAGUAGUAGUAAACAUUACUACUAUAUGGGUUGCAGUGAGUGCAAAUACAAUCUUCACAUUGCCUGCUUUCACUUGCCAUCUCAACUCUCUUCUCUUUCAGUCCACGACCAACAUGAUGAUCAUCACUCGCUGGACCUCUGA
Molecule: messenger RNA, 957 nt
Organism: Salvia hispanica
Lineage: Eukaryota; Viridiplantae; Streptophyta; Magnoliopsida; Lamiales; Lamiaceae
Source: RefSeq, a predicted model, not a curated record